AUGAUUUCUGCUACAGCUUGGGUCCCUAGAGGAUAUGCAUCUGAAUUUCCAGAAAAGUAUGAGUUAGACGACGAUGAAAUUAAGAGAAUCGAGAAUAUGGCAAACUUGAACCUAAAUGAAAUUGACGUCGAGGAAGUCGAACGAAUGGCAGCUGAAGAAGCCAAUAUCAAUAGAGAUCAAAACAAUGGUGACGAAAACGUGAAAGAAGAAGGUGAAGAUGCUGCUAUUGAAUCAGCUUAUAAUAACCAGAAUGCACUAAGAGAUCAAACUGAUAUAGAUAACGAUAUGAAAGAAUAUGAAAUUGAAGAAGCUCAAUUUACUGAAUCUACCGAUGAAGGUGAAGACGUUACAAUGUUCCCUGGUUUGGCAAAUGAUAAUGUGAAAUAUCAUGAAGGUGAAAAUGGUGAGGAUCCAUAUCUAUCCUUACCUACAGAAACAGAAAAUACCGAAGAAAAACAAGAAUUACAAGUAUACCCAAGUGAUAACAUGGUUUUGGCAACAAGAACUGAAGAUGAUGUUUCCUAUUUGGAUGUAUACGUCUAUGAUGAUGGUGCUGGUUUCCACAGUACUGAAAUACCUCAAGAACAAGGUGACGAAAUCGAUCCUGAUGUUGCAAAGGGUCUUGUAAGAGAUUCAUCUUUAUAUGUGCACCAUGAUUUGAUGUUACCAGCUUUCCCGUUAUGUACUGAAUGGAUUAAUUACAGACCAGGUAGCAAUGAUAACGACAAUGUUGCUAACUUUGCUGCAAUCGGUACAUUUGAUCCACAAAUUGAAAUUUGGAACUUAGAUAGUGUUGAAAAAGCUUUCCCAGAUAUGAUUUUAGGAGAACCUACAGACAAUUCUAUUGCAUCUUUACAAGGCCAAAAAAAGAAGAAUAAGAAAAAGAGUAAAGGUCAACAUAUUACAACUCAUCAUACAGAUGCUGUGUUAUCCAUGGCCCAUAAUAAAUUAUUCCGUUCUGUUUUAGCAUCCACUUCCGCUGAUCACACCGUAAAAUUGUGGGAUCUAAAUAACGGUAACGCCGUCCGUUCUCUUGCAUCAAUCCACAGUGAUAAAAAUGUCUCUGCAUCUCAAUGGCAUCAAACUAACGGUUCUAUCUUAUUAACUGCUGGUUACGACUCUCGUGUGGCCCUAUCUGAUGUCAGAAUCUCCAAGGAAUCUGAAAUGUCAAAAUAUUGGUCUGUCUCUAGAGGUGAAGAAAUUGAAACUGCAGUCUUUGCCGAUGAAAACAUAAUAUUAUGUGGUACUGACUCUGGUAAUGUUUAUUCAUUCGAUAUUAGAAACAAUGCUGAAUCUAAGCCUGUGUGGACUCUAAAAGCUCACGAUUCCGGUAUCUCAACACUUUCUGUCAAUAACUUUAUCCCUGGUCUAAUGAGUACAGGUGCCAUGGGUGAAAAAACUGUCAAAUUAUGGAAAUUCCCUACAGGUGAAGAAACUUCAAAUAAAGGUCCAAAUAUGGUUUUAUCUCGUGAUUUUGAUGUUGGUAAUGUCUUAACCACAUCUUUUGCUCCUGAUAUUGAAAUAUCAGGUACUAUGGUUAUCGGAGGUGUUAACAAGGGUCUAAAACUAUGGGAUGUCUUUUCUAACAGAACUGUCCGUAAGAGUUUUGCUGAUGAAUUACAAGGUGUCCAACAAUUAGCUAGAGAAGAAGCCAAGAAGCUUGGUAGAAGUUCGAGAAUAGCAAGAAAGUACAUAAAGAAUGAUAAUCCAGACACUGUAAUGCAAAUUGAAGAUCAAGGUGAAGAUGAGGAAGAGAGAGAUGGUGAAGAACAGAACUCCGAAGAGGAUUAA
Molecule: messenger RNA, 1791 nt
Organism: Maudiozyma saulgeensis
Lineage: Eukaryota; Fungi; Ascomycota; Saccharomycetes; Saccharomycetales; Saccharomycetaceae
Source: the annotation of a GenBank genome assembly